Messenger RNA from Asparagus officinalis (garden asparagus), 1075 nucleotides. Its product is annotated as glutathione S-transferase T3-like. NCBI's taxonomy places the organism in Eukaryota, Viridiplantae, Streptophyta, Magnoliopsida, Asparagales, Asparagaceae. The record is from RefSeq and is a predicted model, not a curated record. Bases 1 to 663 code for a protein of 220 amino acids. The transcript has a single exon.
AUGCAACCUCAAAAUCCAAAUACACAACGGCCUGAAAAUCAUCCUUAUAUGCCAUAUGGCUAUCAAAAUCCUAAUAUGAUGCCACCAAAUUAUGGAAUGCAAUACCCGUAUAAUCAUCCUUGUAUGCCAUAUGACUAUCAACCAGUUCCUGGAAACAGCUCUCUUCCAUCUCAUGUCAAUUUUCCAAACAUUGAACCGACUAGUAAGCCAAACACACCUCGCUUUAGUAGUGGAUCCACUGAUAUCCCACAAUUUUCUACACAAAUCUCUCUGGGAGAACUUGGUGGGGAUACUCCCCACAGUUUUGAAGCUCCAACCCAACAAUCAGCGAAGAAAGGAAAUUACGCCAGUUGGACUUUUGAAGAGAACAAGUUGUUAUUAACUGGUUAUUUCCACUACAGUACUGACAGUGAAUUGGGUUCAAAUCAAAAGGGUGAUACUUUUUGGGGCAAAAUCUCUGAUUACGUGAAUGAGAACUCCGAUCGUGGGAUACAGAGGAACAUUGUAAAAUGUCAAAGUCAUUAUCGUGACCUCAACAAGAAGAUUAGUAUUGUUGGUUGUUAUAGUGCUGCUACUAGGGAGAGACGUAGUGGUUGGUCAGACAAUGACUACAUAUCCAAAGGUCUAGAGUUGUACAGUGAAAACCAAGGUACAAAGUUUUAAUUGUUGGAUGAGUGGAAGUUGGUUCGUCACCAACCCAAAUAUAUCACAGGAGCAACUGAAUCUGGAAGUAGUGGAUCUAAGAGAAAGAGUGGUAGCGAUGACGUUGAUUCUGCUAUUCAUUCCCUUGUACGUCCGGAAGGUAGGGAUGCAACAAAGAAGAAAGCUAGAGCUUCAUCUAGUAAAUCAUCAACUUCAAGAAAAUCAAAGGUUACCAUUCAGGAAGAGUUGUCCGAUUUAGCAUCUCGUCGUGACGCUAAUGAACAAUACAGGGCGUCUCAAGUCUCAGCUAUCCAGGAGUACAAUCGCAAUAAGAAGUUAGAGAUGUGGUUGAGCUUGAAGAACAAAGAGGCCCGAGAUGAUGAAGAUGAAGCGGCGUAUAGUAUGUUGAAGAAGGAAUUGUUUGGGAACUAGU